CGUCUGGCAGCCCCGCGAGGUCAGCCCCACAGGAAGCACCACCCACACCACCAGUAUUUUGUGAUAAUUACUGUUUUCUACGCGACCCUCGCCUCGCCCAGCGGUGCCGUGAUCUGUCAUCGGCGGGGCCAGAUAUGAUGAUGAUAGUGGUGGCGGUGGUGACGACAUUAAUGUAUAGUUUCAGCCUUGAACAUGUGUUACUUACCAGGUUUUUUUUUUUUUUCAUGAGCGCUUAGCCAUUCAGAGCAAGCGCGGAGGGCCUUAACCUUCCCUUGACUUACGCCGCAUCGGAAUUAAUGAAGACGUUGGGUGUUAGAUGUGUUGCAGCCUCACUGUGGACAUGUACUAGUGUUAAAGAAGGAUAACUAUCUGUUUUCACCCGUAUUUCAACGGGGAUGAAUUACAGUCUAUAGUGAUGAUUAUUUCGCUUUACGCUUGUUAUUCACACACAUCUCCCGACUCCAUCUUGAAGUGUACUGAGGUCAAAGAGGGUGAAUACGAGAAAAUCACCAUGACAUGCAUCAAAUGGUGUAUAAUUGGUCAUUAGCAACGUGAUCCUACUAACUAGCGAAGUAAUCGAGUAUGUUUGUCUCCAAGAAGAAGCGUUUCGGAAAAGACUGUCAUAGAUCCUUUUUAAAUCUGUCUCAUUUACUUUGUCUUCUGUUCAGUUGCCUCUGUCUGGUGUAGGUUGAUUCCUCAGAGCAAGUCCACGUGAAGUCACUUGACUGGUUACAAAACUAAGGAACUGAAGUGAUGAGUUGGUGUGGCUGGUUGAUAUCCGCCUCACCCCGCGGCGCCAGGUGGGGGGAGGAAGCUGCUGUUUCUGUCCAGAACCGACGUGCAAGUUGUGCAUUCAAGUCACUGCGAGGGUGGAUGAGGCUGCUGGGCGUGUCCCCGUGCACCGCCUACCAGCAGCUGGUGGCCGUGCACAGAAUUCAUUUCCGAAUACUAGCUAUACCACUACUACCACUCUCUGCAUUCUUACGUGGUAAAAGAAACUUAUGAGAAAUAAUUCCAUCUGCCUUGAUUUUCUCCAGGCGUCAUUAUUGCCACAGCAGAAUAGGAAAUAAAGUGACACCGCCUCCCAGGUACCCAGAACCCAGAGGUCGGGCGCUACACGCUGGUCUUUUAAAACCCUCCUCGGGGUAGGUUGGCCCCAGUGUUACUUGAGCCUUGGUUGUGGGAGGUUACGCUCCCCGUUUUCUGCGGUGCUGAUACACGUGGAAGCUAGCACGAUAAAAUUCCUUGCGAGUUGUAAGACUGAUAAGUAAAGCAAGUGAUCAAUGCAGUGAGCUCCGGAAGAAACCUGUUGCAGUGAUAAACAACUCAUCAAGGCAGUGAGCUCCGGAACCCCGAUCAAAGCAGUGAGCUCGAGAAGAAACCUGUUGCAGUGGUAAACAACUCGAUCAGUGCAGUGAGCUCCGGAACUCCGAUCAAUGCAGUGAGCUCCGGAAGAAACCUGUUGCAGUGGUAAACAACUCGGGCCGCUGAUAAUGACACUCCGCAGAAUGAGUCAAGGAAGACACAUUCAUGAAAAUCAAGAAGUCCCAAGAACACAACAGCAGCGGAGGAAGCGAUAGAAACAUCCCACAAGAUAUGAAGUUCUCGGCAGUUCUCGCGCCAUGCUCUCUGCCAAGCCACACUUCCUGCUCCUCCACCUCUCUGUGGCCGGAGUGAAGCAAACUUUAGCCAACAAUACGACAAAGGCCGCUGAAACGAACCUAAGAAACACGGAGCUCCACUUACAUCGUCCCGUGCUCGGCCGAUGCAAUGGUCCAUGAUUAAGAGGCGUGGAAAACAGUGCUUCCGUCUCAGGGCUAAUAGUUUUACUGGCGGGGAAACGAAGCGACUGAGUUGAGAUGCGGCAAUGGAUUAUGAUGAUGUAAGCGAUACGGUACGAGAUGAUGAGCGUGAGUGAGAGGACCACGGGAAUGGAGUGUUGACGGAGGAGAAGGCGGGGGAGGAGGAGGAGCGGGAAGGGGGAAGAGGGUGGAGUGAGGAGAAAGAAUAGGAGGAAAGAGGGAGAAAAGAAACGGGUGAUAGGGGGGGCAGUGCCGACAGUUGCCAUGGCUCGCGUCCUCUCCGCUCGCUACCGAAGUAAAGACCAGCAGAGGCAACGCAUCGUGACUUCUACGAGAGGAGGCUCCCCACCUCGCCACUGGGCAAAUGGAGGCGUUAAUCACAAGGUGGACGAGAAGCUGUCCACGCUAUCCAGGUACUGGACCAUUGACCGGAGCCAGGCGAGGAAGCGGGAGCGGAGCGGCGGCAGCUACAGCCACAUCAAGAGGAACCUGAGGGAGCGAGGCCAGCUCUUUGAAGACACCGAGUUCACCACCACCUCGAGGUCUCUCUACGUCCACAAGAAGCCGCACCUUAAUCCCAUUGUGUGGAUGAGACCACAUGAAGUGUGCGCGCGGCCGAAGUUUAUAGCCGAUGGAGCGACGAGGUUUGACGUGGAGCAAGGAGAGUUGGGCGACACGUGGCUGGUGCAAGCGGUAUCCACCCUCACCUUAACCCCGAAAUUCCUUGACCGAGUGGUUCCCCCAGACCAGGCGUUCGACCACACCUACUGCGGGAUCUUCAGGUUUCGGUUCUGGCACUUCGGUGAGUGGGUGGAGGUGAUCAUUGACGACCGCUUACCCACAUUCAAGGGCCGUCUGGUUUACCUACACUCCACUGAUCCCUCUGAAUUCUGGGCUGCCCUCCUCGAGAAAGCUUACGCCAAAUUCUACGGAAGCUACGAGGCAUUGCAGAAAGGCUUCACCACGAGAGCCCUGCAGGAUCUGACGGGAGGCAUCGUGCAGAGCUUCAGUCUCACAAUGCAGGAAAGGUUUCUCACGUACCAGGUUCUCAACUCAGCAGUACCUCGCUCAACGCUCCUCAUCGCAUCUAUAAACCUGGAGAAGGACAACAAGAGAAACCUGCGCCUGCGGAACGGUCUGGUGACGCAACACGCCUACAGUGUGACGGGCCUGGCCAGGGUGCGCACCAAACUGGGGGAGACGCCCCUUGUCAGACUGCGGAACCCCUGGGGCCGCGGGGAAUGGAACGGCCCCUGGAGCGAGCGGUCGUGGGAGUGGGAUUCCCUCUCCGAGCGGGACAAAGUGCUGCUCUCCGUGCGGGUCAAGAAUGACGGGGAGUUCUGGAUGGCGUUUGAGGACUUCGCCCGCCACUUCACCCACCUGGACCUGGUGCACGUGGGGCCAGAUGACUGGAUGAACGAGCCCGCCCUGCACUCCAAGAAGCCGUGGCGCGCCGUGCUGGCGAGGCGGCGUUGGCGUGGAGGCUACAAUGCGGGCGGCGGCACCCAGCACACAGAAACGACGGCCAUGAAUCCUCAGUUCCACGUGCAGAUACCCCGCGCUGGUCUGUCUAAGUGUCACGUGGUGGUGUCCGUGACGCAGCAGUACGACACUUUCCUCUCGGCGCAGGACACCAAGAGGCGGCACCACCUGCACCCCAUUGGCUUUGCCGUGUAUGAGAUCCCACCGAACAUGACGCGACUCACGCCAGCCUUCGUCACCGAGAAUAAACCAAUGGACGUGACCUCUCACAGUCUGGCGAGGGAGACCGUCACCUUUUUCACGCUGCCACCAGGGGACUACAUGGUGGUGCCGCACACCGCUCAGCCAAACUGCGACGCUAAAUUCCUACUACGAAUCCUUACAGACGAGCAGAGUAAUAUUUGGGAGGUGAAUGAAGACAAUAUGGUGUUCCGGUCCAUUAGCUUAGAACGCCUGGACGACGGUAUGAAGAUGCGCGAGGGCAGGACGAUGCUACAGAAACUGCUACAUAAAUACCCACCGGAACUCGAUCCACAUCUGUUCCACAAAUUCCUGAAGACUCACUGGAAACAGUUCCUCGUGGAGAAGCCGACGCUGGAGUUGGUGAAGAGCGUCAUCAUGCUGCGAGACUACAACAUCAGCGGGCGGGUGGCGCUGGUCGAUCUUCCAGGGCUCCUGCUAAUGCUCCAGUUCUGGAAGACUGCAUUUCUUAAAUUUGAUCGAAGCCAUUCAGGCAAGACCUCCUCCUACCACCUGCGGCCGGCACUGUGGGAGGCGGGGGUGACUGUGUCUAACAAGGUGCUGGAGUGUCUCGUCUUAAGGUUCGCCAAAAAUCGCAUUCUCACCUCGGAGGCGUUCUUAAUGGCUCUUGUCAGGCUGCACCUCGCCCACGAGCGCUACCACAGCAUAGACACCAAAAUGAAGGGGAACCCGCUUUCCUUAGAAGAGAUGAUCCUCAUGACAACAUAUUCCUGAGCGACAACACACGGAGGAAAUGUAAGGAAGAGAGAAGACUGAGACCACGAAAGAGGAUGAAAACUAAAAAAAAAAAAAGUUGAAAGCGUAAAGGAGGAGGAAGAAGAGGAGAAGGAGGAGAGUGAGAGGGAAGAUAGGGAAAAAAAGAAUACUUAAUGUUUUCCUCUCCUUUCCGAGCACCACUUGGCCACAGCGUCGCUCCUAAAUCUCGGCAAACCCAUCCGAUCCCAAGCCCUUCUCGGGGAAACGUGAACCCAUGAAUGUAUGUAAGGUGAAGUGCUGCGAUUCCACUCCAGCCAAGCCCCGCAUGCCUCCACAUACUCCCUCGUUUAGAUAAUGGAAACAAUACCAACAUUCUACGGCUCAGCGAGUGAAGUGUAUCUGGAAUUUCUAUACACCUCAAGGACAGGGUGCUUGAAAUAUAUAAAUCAAAAUGCACUUAAAAUUACAUAAUACUGUCUAAAAAAAAUGUGAUACGAUAUUUACUACAAAUCUUAUUGGAAAACAUAAGAAAAUAAGGGAAGUUGCAAGAAGCCAUCAGGACUACACUCGGCAGUCCCUAUAUGAAAACAUAUCUACCUAUUUCCACCUAUCAUCCCCAUUCAUAAACUUGUCUAAUCUUUUAACUCUAAUGCCUCAGCACUAGCAACCUCAUUACAGAGUCCAUUCCACUCCUAUGCCACUCUAGAAAGAUGGGCUCGUCAUAAAACAUAGCAAGCAAGGCACAGAUAUCCUUCCUAGUCACCGAGGAGAGAAAAAAGUAGGUGGUUUAAACAACAUAAUUCUUCCAUAAGUCCUCCGUGACCUUCGCCAGCCUGCAAAUCUCGUAACCUUGGACUAAUCCCCUUUCCUCUUUCCAAACGGCUUAUACAUACAAACAUUUAAGAAUUCUUUCUACACAGCAGCGCGGGGAAGGGAAGUUUUUGGGCCAGCGAGACUUUGGAAGGAAACCAUACCUCGCGAAAAUCGGAAUCGGAUUAGACUCACGGAAACGCUGAAUGUUUGUUGCUUUAGCGGCUCCUGUACCAUCAAGAGGAGACGUUAGAAGAGAAACCAACGUGCACAGUUCUCAGUUAAGGUCCGGACACUAAGCCAGCUAACACCCAACAGUGAGGUGGAUAAGGUAGUCAUGUUAAUUAAUGCGAUGGGACUUUCUUGUUUUGAAAAUAUACACGUGAAGCGAGUGUGCCAAAUGCGAAGAGGUGGAGGAGACAUCAACGUACAGGGUUCUCAGUUAAGGUCCGGACACAAAGCCAGCUAACGCCCAACUAUGAGGUGGAUAAGGCAGUUAUGCUAAUAUGAUGAGGAUCUUCUGUUGUGAAAAUAUAUAUGUUAAACAAGUGUGCCAGAUGCAAAGGGGAAUUAUUAUCCAAGCUAAGGAUGCCUGUAAUUCCAUCCCUAAAUGAUUGCAUUCUCCUCCACAGCAUCCCACCUUCAAAUAACCGUGACCAUAAUUAGACGCCCAUAGGUGAAUUGCUGAAGUAUUUUCGAGAGAGAGAGAGAGAGAGAGAGAGAGAGAGAGAGAGAGAGAGAAAGGGGGGAGCUUGAGGGGUAUCCGUGCUAGCCCGUUAAGAACAUCGGUAAGUAAAUGAACAACUUUGUGUGUACCUGUUGUUAAUACCUGCCAAGCUUUACACUCUCAGUCAACUACUAUUUAUGUGGCGCUAGUUGUGUUGAACGACGUUGGUUCGUUAAUUUAAACUUUUGAUAAUAUUCUGAAGCUUCUCUCCUCGCUGUGUACAUAAUUUCACGGGUAAACAACGAAGUGAUGCUGUUUAUAACCAAAGCUACUUAUUUUUUUUUCUUUCAAAAUGAUCGCCUAACGUGUAUCAGAAAAAAAAAAUUACAUCACUAGAGGAAAAAAACAUCCCUACAUAAUCAAUGGCUGUCUGUUGAAAGCCGAAAAAAAUAAAUAGAAAACACGAUAGCUCUCCAAUUAAGGGGCAUCUUAUGACUGACCCUCUUGACCACUGGCACCCUGGCACUCGACUCCAACCAGACCAUUUCACCCCCAGAACGUCCUGUGGCACCUUCUUGCCCCUUAUCAUUCUCUACCAUCGCACCCAUCCAUACCUCGGACCCUCCUAUAUCCCCUACCUCCCUCCCCGCUCUCCAACCACCCAACCCUCUGCCCACCGCUCCUCAUCUGCAUCAUCGAUAUUCCCAAGGUUCCCCCACGCCCCCGCCUUGCCACGGGAAAGGCAAUUUCAACUCCUUUGACAAGACCCUAAUUGGAUGUGACGUUGAUUAUCAUUGUUGUUGUUGUUGUUGAUGUUAUUGUUGGUAGUGGUGGUGGUGAUUUUUAGCAUCGGAAUUAGCUAUUUUUGUUAUUACUACUGUGGUCAUUAUUUUUAUCACUAUUAUUAUUACUACUGAUACUACUACACCAUCACCCACAACAACAACAGCAUCACAUUUACCACCAUCACCACCACAGCCCUUACCAUCAAGAGAGAGAGAGAAUAUGGCAAGCCGUAAACAGUGACUUUUCUCGCUCUUCUUCGAAUACAAUGUAAAAGGCACGAGAAAAACCAAGAGCUAUUAGUGAAAAAUUUAGAGGACAGCUCUUGGCCACGAAAACCCGCAGGUCUGCACUUCUGAGGGUUGAAAACAAAUAUCGGUGUGAAUUUGCGGCCUGUGCUGAGCCUUCCUUGUGUGUGUGUGUGUGUGUGUGUGUGUGUGUGUGUGUGUGUGUGUGUGUGUGUGUGUGUGUGUGUGUGUGUGUGUGUGUGUGUGUAGAAAAGGUGUUCCUCCAUUUUAUAAAGCAAAUUUGUGACUGAUUACGAAUAAUGAAGUUUGAUUCUCUCUCUCUCUCUCUCUCUCUCUCUCUCUCUCUCUCUCUCUCUCUCUCUCUCUCUCUCUCUCUCUCUCUCUCUCUCUCUCUCUCUUCUCUCUUCUCCUCUCUCUCUCUCUCUCUCUCUCUCUCUCUCUCUCUCUCUCUCUCUGGGUCGGCUACUCACGGAGAGAAUAUCGAAUACGUACAAGUGUUACCAGGAAGGAAAGAAGUAAAAGCAAUGUCUGAAAAGUCUUUAAAGCAAUUCAAUGUGAAGCUAAAGAUUUUCAAGAAAACACUCCCCCACCCACUCGGCGAUAUUAAAACAGAAAAGCCAAGUAUAUCCAGAAAAUUAGGCUCAUACAUAGUUUUCUUUUUUUAUUCUGUGUUUUAGUCUUGUGUUCGUCUCCUGAAGGGCAAGUUAGUAUUACAGGUACUCAGGAAUUUAGUGGAGGCCGCCCUGACACUGCCAAAAUCUCCCAGUAGAGCGGAUCACUGGACGGCGCCCGCUCAGACUCAGAUGCCCUUGUGUGAGGGGCAGAGGCGUGAUAAGUGCUGUACGUGCCCCAGUCGACGCCUUACUUCGCCUUCAGCAGCGAUAAAAGGGAAAAUAUCGUUGUUUGUGUUUUCUUUCUCUCAAAACAAUAGCGGAAAUCAAAGAAAGUUUUUUUUUUAUUCCCCGCCUAAAAAAUUUGCGGACGAGAGAAAAUAUCGUUUUUCCCUUUUUUUCUUUUUCAGUUUCAAAAUAUUAGCGGAAAAAGGUAAAAUAUCGUUUUGCUUAUUUUCUCUUCCCCGUCUCAAAAAUACGGUGUAGAAUAUAAAUAAUUUUAUUUCCACCAAGAGGACUUUUUUAAAUAUUCUUUUAUAAUGUAGUACAGAUGAUUUUAUUUAACAAGCUUUAAUAUAGCGGUGCAAAACCAAAGAGGAUAAUAAUAUAUUUUUUUUCGUCUUCCAUAUCAAACGUUUCUAUUGCUUUUCUUUAUUUUUUUUUUCUUUUACCUCUCCAUUAUAUCACGUAUAUUCGUCACCCGUGUUCCACCUCCCGACAGGUUGGUGUUCGAUCUUGUAUAUAUGAAACUAUAAAGUCUAGUUCAAAGGCA
This is a messenger RNA of Scylla paramamosain (green mud crab), 8132 nucleotides long. Its product is annotated as calpain-9-like. The transcript is spliced from 18 exons. NCBI's taxonomy places the organism in Eukaryota, Metazoa, Arthropoda, Malacostraca, Decapoda, Portunidae. Gene Ontology annotation, biological process: proteolysis. Bases 2067 to 4259 code for a protein of 730 amino acids. The record is from RefSeq and is a predicted model, not a curated record. Gene Ontology annotation, molecular function: calcium-dependent cysteine-type endopeptidase activity. Gene Ontology annotation, cellular component: cytoplasm.